Molecule: messenger RNA, 795 nt
Organism: Indicator indicator
Lineage: Eukaryota; Metazoa; Chordata; Aves; Piciformes; Indicatoridae
Gene: CA7
Product: carbonic anhydrase 7
Exons: 7
Coding region: 1-795 (264 amino acids)
Biological process (GO): regulation of intracellular pH
Cellular component (GO): cytoplasm
Molecular function (GO): carbonate dehydratase activity; zinc ion binding
Source: RefSeq, a predicted model, not a curated record
AUGACUGGCCACCACAGUUGGGGAUAUGGGCGGGAUGACGGACCUUCCGAGUGGCACAAAUCCUACCCUAUUGCCCAAGGGAGCCGCCAGUCACCCAUUGAUAUAGUCUCUGCCAGAGCAGUGUACGACCCUAGUCUGAAGCCACUUCUCAUCUCCUAUGAAUCGUGUACAUCACUCAGCAUCUCCAACAAUGGCCAUUCAGUUAUCGUUGAGUUUGAAGAUACUGAUGACAGGACAGUCAUCAGUGGUGGUCCCUUUGAGAAUCCCUUUCGGCUGAAGCAGUUCCACUUUCACUGGGGGACAAAGCAUAGCCAGGGCUCGGAGCACACAGUGGAUGGCAAACCUUUUCCCUGUGAGCUCCACUUAGUUCACUGGAAUGCCAGGAAAUAUGAAACAUUUGGAGAAGCAGCAGCAGCUCCAGAUGGCUUGGCAGUAGUUGGUGUUUUCUUGGAGAUUGGGAAAGAACAUGCCAAUAUGAACAGACUCACUGAUGCUUUGUACAUGGUAAAAUUCAAAGGAACAAAAGCCCAAUUUAGAAGCUUCAACCCCAAAUGUCUCCUGCCUUUGAAUCUAGAUUAUUGGACAUACCUUGGUUCUUUGACAACACCACCCCUUAAUGAGAGUGUGACAUGGAUAAUACUGAAAGAACCCAUCAGAAUUUCUGAGAAACAGCUGGAGAAAUUCCGCAUGCUCCUCUUCACCACUGAGGAAGACCAAAGGAUCCAAAUGGUGAAUAACUUUCGUCCUCCUCAGCCUCUUAAAGGGAGAGUGGUUCGAGCUUCCUUCAAGGCCUGA